GCGCCUGCAAAUUAAACCCAAAAGGCUCUUUUUUACACGCUUUUUAAAAAAUAUGCCAAAAUAUAAUAGAUAUCUAAAUGUAGAUUUUUCAACAUGAUCAAAAGCUUUAUUGGGAGUUUAGAGGCGGGGAACACGCCGUUCAUCUGCUGUGAAACACCCCGUGAAGGCGGAGAUGGUUCGGUCUGUAGUAGGUGGGACAGCCGAGCGGUCUGCAGCAGGACGUCGUAGAUCAAUGAACCGGACCAGAGGGUUGGUCCAUCGCCUGGUGUGCGUCUGACUGUAUUAUAGAUGUGUCAGUACACCUAUCAAGAACCGAGGCUUUAUUCGCUGUUAACCAGCCGGUUCAGCAUGCGGAUAUUAUAAAGGCUGUUUUACAAGCCCCGUUCACCGUCGCUCUGUUUCUCCUGGCUCAUCGCUCUAUUUUAUUUAAUUUUCUUUAUAUUUAAUUUCAAUUUUUCGAGGGGAGGGAUCUAAAAUACAUCUGGAAGCUCCGGGAUGAUUUUUGCAAACACAGGCAACCCACUGAAGACGACCAGUCGAAAGCAGUCCUACCCCAUGACUCCGUCCAGUCCCAGCAACAGCAGCAACAGCAGCAGCACAGGCCUGGAGCAGCUCAGCAAAACGAACCUGUACAUCCGUGGGCUGCCUCCUGCCACCACAGACCUGGAUCUGGUCAAACUCUGUCACCAGUAUGGAAAGAUUCAGUCGGCCAAGGCGAUCCUUGACAAGACGACUAACAAGUGCAAAGGUUACGGCUUUGUGGACUUCGACAGCCCAGCUGCUGCUCUAAAGGCAGUACAUGCUCUUAAAACCAGCGGCAUUCAGGCCCAGAUGGCCAAGCAGCAGGAGCAGGACCCCACAAACCUUUACAUUUCCAACUUGCCUCUCUCGGUGGACGAGAGAGAGCUGGAGAAGAUGCUGCAGCCCUUCGGCCAGGUCGUCUCCACUCGCAUCCUCCGGGACUACAGCGGUAACAGCAGAGGCGUGGGCUUUGCCAGGAUGGACACAACGGAGCAGUGCAAUGCGGUCAUCUCCCAAUUCAAUGGGAAGUUCAUCAAGUUAGCUUCUGGAGCUCUGGGUCCAUCUCAACCUCUGCUGUGUAAGUUUGCAGACAGUCAAAGAAAGAAACAUGGCCACAGUGGAUAUGUGCCCAAUGGACAGACAGGCGACCUCAGACUAGGUCCAAUGACUCUGACCUAUGACCCUUCCACAGCAGCCAUACAGAACGGGUAUUAUCCCUCUCCUUAUCCACUGACCAAUAGAAUAAUGACUGUGCAGCCUGCAAUGUCUCCAUACAUGUCUCCCGUCUCUGCUUACCAGGUGCAGAGUCAUUCUUGGGUGGCGCAUCAACCAUACAUCAUGCAACACCCGGCUGCGGUGAUGUCUCCCUCUGUGGAUCCCUCCAUGUCACUGCACCCCACAGCCAUGCUUACUCAACAGAUGGGCCAGCUGUCCUUGGGAAACACUGGAGCGUACAUUGCUGCCAACCCCGGGGUCCAGGGAGCCUACAUGCCUCAGUACCCCCCACUGCAGACAACAGCUGAAAACGGCACGCUGCAGCAAGUGGAUUCUUCCAACAACUCGUCUCCUUACAGUCAACUCAGCAAGUAAUGCACAGGCCAGGUUACAGCUCUGUGAGCCGGAGGGCAGUUGGGAAGUUGCUGAGGAUAUCACAGGGAUGAAAGCGACCGCCUGCCCCGAUUGGACCAGAUAUACAAACAUUUUUUUUGCACAGCCCCGACAUUUUUAGUGGGAAUUGAACACAACCUAAAUGGACUCAAACAGUCGGCUAAUUACGGGGAAAUCAAGUAAGAAAAAAAAGUAGAUCUAUUUUGAUAAGAAACAACAUCCUUCUCUUAUUCUCCUUUUCAAUGACAUCCACCUUCACCCCACCAUGCCCCCCGCCUGCCCAAUCCAAGUAUGAUGUGACAUAGCAAUGCAUGUGACUGAGAUAUUUUCCCCCCUUUUUGAGUUCUCCAUGACUUUACAGCUUGUUUCAUUCGUGGUGUACGACAGACGUCAGUAGGCCUUGUUUGCACUGAAGCUAUUAGAAUAACUUUGUUUUGGUUUUCAAAGCUGCAGGAGAGUGAACAGCUGACGACACGUGUGUCCCAACUGCACUCGGAAGCUAACACAGAUGACCAUUUCAUUAGGAAAUUUAUGAAUUUAUUAUUGGAAACGGUGCCUUCCUCACGUAACAUUGAACAUCGUCCAACAUUCUUUCAUCUAACUCAAUCAGGUGUCAUUCUUCUAUUCCAAUUGAUCAAUUGUGUGUGUGAAAUCAUGGAGAUCUCCAUGAAGUGUUUCGCUAUCUAGUCGUUUGGUAGCAAUAAAGACAAUGAGAGUUCCACGGCAAUACUGAGAACAUAGGUGACCAACUCAGAGCUCGGCGAUUCCUUAUUUUUCCUAUUUCCUUUUUUUUUUAAUGGUCUACACAUGAAGCAGGAGCCGUACUUUUAUGACUUUACAAGUUUUACACCCAAUGGGCAUCUAUUUCGGAGGCUUUGUUUUUCUCUUUGGGUCGGUUUGACCGGUUAUCUACCUCACGGUUUUGCUGGAGUCGGCUGGUGCUGUCGGGUUUGCAGGUAAAGCCCCUUCGCACCAGACUGAACGCUGCUAACCAGAAGCCACGCUCAGGAGCUGGCUAAACAGGACUUCUGCCGUUUGUCUCCCAUGUGCAGCAUUCCUACUCAUAAUCAUCAAAAUGGGGAAAAAAAAAAAAACUUUUUAAGUUUUGAACCCCAAUUUGUCUUUCGCUUUCUUCUGGUGUUUCUUUUUACACAAUGUGACAAGCAGUGCUGCAUUUUAGAAACUCAAACAGAGUUUCUCUGUAAAGCAGUUAUUAUUGUUGUCAGAUCUUUCACAAUUCAACUUUGCCCAUGCCAAACAAUUUGGAUGAGCGUAAAAUAACUUUGAAAUUAAACAAUCAAGUGUGAAGUAAUUAAAAUAAGGAAUAUCUUCUUGUAGUUUGAUGAUUUUUGAAAAGAAAAACAUCACAAAACCAUAUUUCCUAAGACCUGCAAACUACAUAAUGGAGUUUUAUUUUUUAUUUUAGUUUUUUUUCCCCUUGAAAUUAUUCCUGAUGAAUGACUAUAUUCAAAGAAUGAAAAAGGUCAAAGACGUACGGUCGUAGUGCUCCUUCCUCUUUUGUUUUGGUAAAAACAGUGAGUUCUGAACACAGACGAAAUACAGCCAGGCUUUUUACUGAGAGUACUUUUUCCCUUUCUGAAGAUUUAUUGCUGAAAAAAAAAUGUAAAAAUGCAACAUAAAAAAAACAUGUUUUCCUCAUUGCUUCCCUCUUGUCGCCUUCUACUGAUUCUCAAACAAUCCUCUCUUUGCUCUCUCUCCUUUGGAAACAUUGAAAUAAAAACAAUAAAAGAAUCUUCUCUUUCUCAGA
This is a messenger RNA of Girardinichthys multiradiatus, 3397 nucleotides long. It is a transcript of the gene rbms1a, whose product is annotated as RNA binding motif, single stranded interacting protein 1a. The transcript has 14 exons. Gene Ontology annotation, molecular function: mRNA 3'-UTR binding; poly(A) binding; poly(U) RNA binding. Bases 496 to 1611 code for a protein of 371 amino acids. Gene Ontology annotation, cellular component: nucleus; ribonucleoprotein complex; cytosol. The record is from RefSeq and is a predicted model, not a curated record. NCBI's taxonomy places the organism in Eukaryota, Metazoa, Chordata, Actinopteri, Cyprinodontiformes, Goodeidae.